This is a messenger RNA of Cyprinodon variegatus (sheepshead minnow), 4932 nucleotides long. It is a transcript of the gene dyrk1ab, whose product is annotated as dual specificity tyrosine-(Y)-phosphorylation regulated kinase 1A. The transcript is spliced from 11 exons. Bases 846 to 2987 code for a protein of 713 amino acids. Gene Ontology annotation, biological process: positive regulation of DNA-templated transcription; protein autophosphorylation; peptidyl-serine phosphorylation. Gene Ontology annotation, molecular function: ATP binding; protein serine/threonine kinase activity; protein serine/threonine/tyrosine kinase activity. The record is from RefSeq and is a predicted model, not a curated record. NCBI's taxonomy places the organism in Eukaryota, Metazoa, Chordata, Actinopteri, Cyprinodontiformes, Cyprinodontidae. Gene Ontology annotation, cellular component: nucleus.
GCCAUUUUGUCAGGAGGCUUUUUUUUCCCCCCCAGCUCAGUCUUUUUCAAAUCUUCUCCCUUCCCGCCGGAAUAAUGCUGUCAGUGGAUUUAUGUUUCGGGUUUUCGGAUAUCGAAACACGUCUACUGAAAUGGAUUAAGAAGAUCGAGAGGCCGACGUUUUAACAGAGUUGGAAAUAAUUAGGCGGCGCCGCUCUAACUCAGUUGUCCGUGUCUCUGGUCCACCGGGCCGGUUCACUGCGCAGGUUUGGACCGCGCGCCAUUUUGUGAAAAUUGACACAAAAUUCCUGACCAAAAAUUAUAAGAGGACGAGGCUUCUGUUUAGCGCUAAUGAUGUUCUGGAUAUAACCGCGUUGUCACGCUCGUCGAAGACACCAGCACAUUCACUGCAAAGGCUAAGUUAAAUCAGAAUUUGGCGAAACGUUUAUUUAGCGGCAGCUAGAGUCGUUAGCUUCAGGCUAGUCGGUGCAAGUGGCUAACGUUAGCUGCGUUCAUUUUGUCAGCUAGCGCUAGUUAGCAUGUUGCUUGUCAUCAGCUGAUAAAAACAUUUGAUAAAUUUGCAUCGAUUGUGGAUAUUGGUGUUCAAAGCUUUGGACAUGGAGCGCUUGCUGGAAAUGACUGACGAGUUCUUUUAAGAUCUUUUUGUCGGCCAGAGGACAGGGGAUUGGAUUUACUUGCUAACCCGUACAGGGAGGGGAGAAUCUCGAGCUGGAUAAGUUUCCUCAUCAUACAGUUUAUUGGACUUUAAAUGAAGAUCGUGCCAUCAGAGGAGGAGAGACUUAAGCAUGCAAACCUUCGUCCGUCCGGCUUGCGCCCUCUUUUUCUUUACACACUGCUGGUCUUCAGAUGGCUGCUCCAAUGCCCCAUACGCACCAGCAGUACAGUGACCGCCACCAGCCAAGCACUGACCAAUCUGUUACGGUCUUACCGUACAGCGACCAGACACCACAGCUCACUGCCAAUCAGAGGCACAUGCCCCAGUGCUUUCGUGACCCAACUUCAGCUCCCCUGAGGAAGCUCUCCAUUGACCUUAUCAAAACAUACAAACACAUCAAUGAGGUGUAUUAUGCAAAAAAGAAGCGGCGACACCAACAGGGUCAGGGCGAGGACUCCAGUCACAAAAAGGAGAGGAAAGUAUUUAACGAUGGCUAUGACGAUGAUAACUAUGACUACAUCGUCAAGAAUGGGGAGAAGUGGAUGGACCGUUAUGAGAUUGAUUCCUUGAUAGGAAAAGGAUCAUUCGGACAGGUUGUGAAAGCAUACGACAGAGUAGAGCAAGAAUGGGUCGCUAUUAAGAUCAUCAAGAACAAGAAGGCUUUCCUUAACCAAGCCCAAAUAGAAGUGCGACUCCUGGAGCUGAUGAACAAACAUGAUACCGAGAUGAAAUACUACAUUGUUCACCUAAAGCGACACUUCAUGUUUCGAAACCACCUCUGCCUCGUCUUCGAGAUGCUUUCAUACAACCUAUACGACCUUCUCCGAAAUACCAACUUCCGCGGAGUUUCUCUCAAUCUCACCCGGAAGUUUGCCCAGCAGCUAUGCACGGCACUACUCUUCCUGGCCACGCCUGAGCUCAGCAUUAUCCACUGUGACCUGAAGCCAGAGAACAUUCUCCUCUGUAACCCUAAGAGGAGUGCCAUCAAAAUAGUGGACUUUGGCAGCUCAUGCCAACUGGGACAAAGGAUAUACCAGUAUAUCCAGAGUCGCUUCUACCGUUCCCCAGAGGUGCUUCUGGGAAUGCCCUAUGACCUGGCAAUCGAUAUGUGGUCCUUGGGGUGUAUCUUGGUAGAAAUGCAUACUGGAGAACCUCUCUUUAGCGGAGCAAAUGAGGUUGACCAGAUGAACAAAAUAGUUGAGGUUCUUGGCAUCCCACCUAAUCACAUAAUGGACCUAGCCCCAAAAGCCAGGAAGUUCUUUGAGAAGCUUUCGGAUGGGACAUGGAGUGUUAAGAAGACCAAAGAUGGCAAAAGGUAUAAGCCUCCAGCUUCACGGAAGCUCCACUCCAUCCUCGGUGUGGAAACAGGGGGUCCAGGUGGCCGGCGGGCGGGAGAGUCUGGCCAUGCCGUUGCUGACUACUUGAAAUUCAAGGACCUGAUCCUACGAAUGUUGGAUUAUGACCCCAAGAGUCGUAUCCAACCCUACUAUGCCCUGCAGCACAGCUUCUUUAAGAAGACUGCGGAUGAGGGGACCAAUACAAGCAGCAGUGUGUCAACAAGUCCCGCGUUAGAGCAGUCCCAGUCUUCAGGAACCACCUCCAGCACCUCCUCUAGUUCAGGAGGAUCAUCUGGAACUAGUACCAGUGGCAGAGCAAGGUCAGACCCUACCCAUCACCACUUGCACAGUGGAGGACACUUUGGCACGACCAUGCCUGCCAUGGAUGGUGACAGCCUCUGUCCACAGGCAAGACAGCCUUACCCACCUCCACUGGUGUGGGGAGGCGGCGUUGGACCGGAGUCGGUCACUGGAGAAACCCACCCAGUUCAGGAGACCACCUUCCACGUUCCCCCUCAACACCCCAAGGCCCUGCAUCCCCACUCCCAUUUUCAUCAUCACCAUGGGCAGAUGAUGGCGACGCGUCCGCGCCCACGCCACUACACCUCCCCGACACAUAGCUCUUCAACGCAGGACUCCAUGGAGGUGGUUCAUGGCCAUCUGUCCAUGACCUCCCUGUCUUCCUCUGCCUCCUCUUCCUCAACAUCAUCCUCUUCCACUGGGAACCAUGGGAACCAGGCCUACCAGCUCCGCCACUUGCCCGCCGGAGCCCUGGACUUUGGUCAGAACGGUGGGCUGAGCAUGGGGCUAGGUGCCUUCUCGAACCCACGACAGGAGACUGGCAUGGCAGCGCACCCUGCAUUCUCCAUGGGCACGAACACAGGGCCUGGCCAUUACCUAGCGGAAGGCCACCUCGGCAUGAGGCAGGGCAUGGACCGGGAGGAGUCUCCAAUGACUGGAGUAUGUGUGCAGCAGAGUUCUAUGGCCAGCUCGUGACUGCACUGACAUUUGGCUGUGUGUUCCCCCUGUGCGUCAUUUUUAAGGUGGUGUUUUUUACUACAAGGUGUGUUGAGAACAAAAGCUGCUCACGUCAGAAGGGAGAUAUCACUGAACCGCUACAACAGAGAAAAAACCUUUGUUAAAAGUAUAUAUGUAAUUUUUAUCAGUUUUUUCUUUUGCAAUCAUUAGGCACAAAAUAAUACUGCGGAAUAACCAUAGUGAGAUUGAGACAUCCAUCUUACCAUUUCACCAAUUUCAUGUAACCACAAAGUAAUCACCAUAUGGUAUUAUGUGGCAAAAUCUUCUAAAUGAGCAUUUCAGGAGCAAAGAUGGAGGCUGUUUCGCAGCUAGCUGUUGGUGAGGAAAUGCUUGGCGUCUUUAGGUUCAAACUGUGGAGCGCCUGACAUUACUGUUCCACCGUCAGUAAUUAUUUUUGCCCUUUUUUUUUUUUAUUUCUUUUUUUUUUUUUGCUACUCAAAAUGAAAUUCACAUAAAAGCUGCUUGUAAAUCCUGUAGCUUGACAACGAGGGGAAUUUUUUUUGCGGUGAUAUUUCUUGUUGGUCGGUUUUGUGUGACUCUGUUAAAGGGGAGCACAUAGCGGUGGAGUCCCUACGCAUGUGCUGGCCUGGUGACAAGGAAGAUUCCCCGCGGGGUGGAACUGACACCAGCCGGGGUUAAAGGAGGAGGGAGGCACCACCUCCUCAUGCCCAGCGGCCCUGUUGCCCCGCAGGAUGCAACUGGGGGCCCAGCACAGGCGAGAGCAGCGAUGGGCACGGGAGACGGAAGGAUCCGGCCCGGUGAAAGGAAGACAGUCAGUGGCUGGUUCUAGAUAACCCUUUGGCCUUAUGACUCAUGGACUUGGAAUGAAAAUGGAGCUGGACAUUAUCAUUUGAAUUAAGAUGGCUUUCUCUAUUUUUUAUUUUUUUUCCUCUCUAGACAGCCCUUAAUUCUGUAAGGAAAUUAAACCAACUUAGAAAAGGUAAAUAAGAAUGGUAAUCUGAGGCCUUUCUCAAAGAUUUCGUCUUCAGCAGGGGCCCCACAUAACAGGGUCUUAUUGUACACAACAACCUCCUAAACAUUACUUCCUUAAAAUUCACUGGUUAAGGAUUUUGCAGUGGAAAGAACUUUCUAUUCCAGAGUCUACCUUUUUUUUUUGUUUUCUUUUGUUUUUUUUUUUUUAUGCCCCACCCUCUUUUUUGCAUGUAGUCCCUCAUCAGAAACCACCUGCACAAGUCUCUCCAUCCAAAACAUGGAAACUGAAGAAAAAAAUGAUUUAAGUGACUGCCUUUUUUUCUCCUCAAAUUAUGCUGUGAAUUUUACAAGGAUUUAUUUUCCCUUUGGAUAUGUUUUUAUACCAAAGCAGUUGUUUUAUAGCAUAUAGGUGUCUGUAACCAAUAAUGUAGCAGUUCACCACUUUGACGCAAAAGUUUAUUGAGAUCUUAUUUUAACGUCAACACAAACAGCUGCAAUAUAUUACUUUUAGCAAAACUGGAGACCAUCGUUGAGACCGUUGGCUAUUGUGUAUUCUGGCCAGAUUUGUUUGCAACCUUUACCAAAACUUGUUUUUUCCAUAAUAAUUGGUAGAUUAUUUUGGGAGUCUUUUAAAAACUUUGGUAUGUUAGAGAACUUGGUAGUUACUCUGCAGGCUACAGAGUAGCAAGAUAGAAGCUGAUGGUUUAAAAAGAAAAAAAAGGAGACUAAUGCGUUCUAUUUCUGUGUUGUUGUUUUUUUUUCUUUUACCCCUUCCCCGUCAUCAUACUAUUUCAAAGGGUGUUGCUGCCUUUCAUACAUCAUUUGGUCAACUUAGCUAGUUUCUGCCGUAUAGCAAGACUUUGUCAUUGUCUUGCCAGGGUAAGGGUAUUUGUGGUAAACCAGUUUGUGUUGAAUGGUAUAGUUCUGAUUUGGUUGGACAAAUCCCCAUGAUUGUCCUUUUCAAAGGGGG